Molecule: messenger RNA, 4624 nt
Organism: Amphibalanus amphitrite
Lineage: Eukaryota; Metazoa; Arthropoda; Thecostraca; Balanomorpha; Balanidae
Product: signal transducer and activator of transcription 5B-like
Exons: 18
Coding region: 721-3003 (760 amino acids)
Biological process (GO): cell surface receptor signaling pathway via JAK-STAT; regulation of cell population proliferation; defense response
Molecular function (GO): RNA polymerase II cis-regulatory region sequence-specific DNA binding; DNA-binding transcription factor activity, RNA polymerase II-specific
Source: RefSeq, a predicted model, not a curated record
AAAUCAAGAUCGUCGGCUGCCACGUGGCUCGAGUCCGCUCCAAUCUUCCUUGAUUUAUUUGCGUAAUUAGGUACUUGUCUCUUAUACCUAUUAAUUUUUGGUAAUAUUUUACUACCAUUACAGUGACAACUAGCCACACCGUUCUUUUUUGCUUUUUUCCUGAUCCUUAGCAGAAACGUAUGGAGGAAAAGUAUUUCAACAUCGGCAAUACCUACUGCCCUGAGCAAAACAAUUUUUGUUAUAUUAAUAGCCGAUUUCGGUUCUUGAGCUACAGGUCGCUGUUGCAGGUCGGCCCUGACUGGUGGACCGACGAGUGGAAGCCCGAGAGGCUGGGAUGGACCGACCAGUGAGCUGGAGUGGAGCGACAAAUGGAAGUCUGGGCUGGGCUGGACCGACCAGUGGAAGCCAGGGUCUGGGCUGGACCGCACAGCACUACCUGGACUCCUGUCCUGAGAUCGGUGAAGCGGUCUUCAGUGUCUGUUUGUUCAGCAAGGCGACUACAUUGCGUGGAUGGAACUUCGCGAAGAAAUCUGUGAUAUGAGGCAUAUUUUGAAGAAGAGAUAACAUAAUAUUAUAUACACAUUUUCACCUGGAAUGUUGGUACCUGUCUGAUAUCGUCUCGCUUGACUGCAAGAUAUUUACUUCAACUUGUGAUACUCAGCAUUGUUACAACUGAAAAGGCAGCUCGGCGACACCCGGUCCCAGCCACAGACCAGCGAGAUGGCGCUCUGGCACAAGGUGCAGCAGCUGCCAGAGGCCUCUCUGAGGAAGAUCUACGGCGAACACUUCCCGAUCGAGGUGCGCCACUGCCUGGCGCCCUGGAUCGAGUCCAAGAUGUGUCAGUUCCAGGAGAUUAACCCGGACGAUCCGACCCACGAGCAGUACGCCAGCCAGCUAGUGAUGGCGCUGAUCGCCGAGCUGGAGAACAAGGCCACCUCGCUGCCCAGCACCGACGAGCUGUUCGUCGUCAAACUCAAACUCACAGACUGCGCCAACAUGUUCAAGGCGCGCUACCCGCAAAACUCGCUUUCGCUGGUCCGUAUUAUUCAGCACGCGCUCAACUGGGAGCUGAAGCUGGUCACACAGCACGAGACUGGUCUGCAGGGCAUGGCGCCCGGCGGGAUGGCGCUCAUCCCGGACACGGCCUCGGAGAUUAUCCAGCAGAUCCAGUACCUGCGACAGCGCGUCCACGACGCCGGCGAGGACUACGAGAAGAUGAAGCAGGAACAGGAGUCGUUCGCCAUCCAGUACCACGAGUGCGCCAAACUCAACGCCACCCUGCAGCACAUCCAGGGCCAGCGCGGCCAGAACCCGCUCGGAGUCGAGCAGGAGAAGGAGCUGAAGAGGAAGAAGGAGCUGACAGAGUCCACCCUGACGCAGAAGGUAUCUGGACUGCUGCAGAUGCGCCUGGCGCUGGCUGACAAGCACAAGGAGACGGUCUCGCUGCUGACCCAGGUGCAGUCGCGCGUGCUAGACGAGGAACUGAUCCGGUGGAAGCGCGAGCAGCAGCUGGCCGGCAACGGCGCGCCCUUCAGCAACAACCUCGACCAGAUCCAGGAAUGGUGCGAGGAGCUCUCAGUGAUCAUCUGGGAGACGCGCCACCAGAUCAAGGAGGUGGAGCGGCUGCGGCAGCGCGUGCCGAUCGACCCGCCGGGCGGCGUGGACAUCCUGCCGCAGCUCAACCAGGACAUCACCCAGCUGCUCUCAUCGCUGGUCACCAGCACGUUCAUUAUCGAGAAGCAGCCGCCGCAGGUGAUGAAGACUAACACGCGGUUCACGGCCACCGUGCGACUGCUGGUGGGCGCCAAACUCAGCGUGCACAUGUCGCCGCCGCAGGUGAAGGUGACCAUCAUCAGUGAAGGUCAGGCCAACCUGUUGCUCAAGAACGACAAGAUGAACAAGGGAGACGCCAGCGGCGAGAUCCUCAACAACACUGGCACCAUGGAGUACCACCAGGCCACCCGCCAGCUGGCCGUCAACUUCAGAAACAUGCAGCUGCGCAAGAUCAAGCGCGCCGAGAAGAAGGGCACGGAGUCGGUGAUGGACGAGAAGUUCUCGCUGCUCUUCCAGUCGCAGUUCACCGUGGGCGGCGGCGAGCUGGUGUUCCAGGUGUGGACGCUCUCCCUACCCGUGGUGGUGAUCGUCCACGGCAACCAGGAGCCGCACGCCUGGGCCACCGUCACUUGGGACAACGCGUUCGCCGAGCCGGGCCGCAUCCCGUUCGCCAUCCCCGAGCGCGUCUCCUGGGCUCAGGUGGCCGACGCGCUCAGCACAAAGUUCAAAUCGGCCACCGGCAAGCCGCUCUCCGAGGACAACCUACGCUUCCUGGCCGGAAAGGUGUUCAGGAGUCCGCACGUGCAGGACUUCACCAACAUGAUGCUGACGUGGCAGCAGUUCGCCAAGGAACCGCUGACCGACCGCAACUUCACCUUCUGGGAGUGGUUCUACGGCGUGAUGAAGCUGACGCGCGAGCACCUGCGCGGCCCGUGGAACGACGGCCUGGUGAUGGGCUUCGUGGGCCGCCGCCAGGCGGAGGAGAUGCUGCAGCAGCGGCCGCACGGCACCUUCCUGCUGCGCUACUCGGACUCGGAGUUGGGCGGCAUCACCAUCGCCUGGGGCGCGCACGAAAACGGAGAGCAACAAGUGUACAUGCUGCAGCCGUUCACCAACAAGGACUUCGCGAUCCGCUCUCUGGCCGACCGUCUGUCGGACCUGAAGCACCUGAUCUACCUGUACCCGGACAUCAUCAAGGACCAGGCCUUCUCCAAGUACUACACGCCCAUCAACAGCAGCAGCAACACGUCCAACAACGGCUACGUCCGCCCGCUGCUCGUCACUCACGUGCCGGGGUGGUCGGGUGUGGGUGGCAUGGACAGCUACCCGAACACGCCUCAGACGUUCUACUCGCCCACAUCGCCCGACAACACCAACCGGGACACGCCGUCGGUCAACUCGGCCAUCUCCGAGUCCGUCUCCACUCUCCAGUCCUGUAUGGAACUGUAACGAGUCGUCGGCGACACGGCCGGCCGCGGCCGAGCUCCGCGCGCCGCCCCACACGGCCGACCUCUGUGAGUCGACCACCGAAGCGCCGGGGCCGCGCGCCGCCACCGCUGCCGCCCGGCGCCACUGCAGGCGCGCGGGCGAGUGACGGAACGGACACUGUUGGCGUCUGCCCGCGGCCGGAGACGCGCCACCGCAGCCGCCCAGCCAACCGAGUACCUUGUACGAAGCGGGUCGCGUCGAGCGAUGUUACGCCUGAUUCAGAGUUUAUCCGGGCGCCGGCAGCCGGGCGGUCUCGCCGUGCUUUAAGCCGCCGCCGCCGACGGUCGGUCGGUCGGCGCUGUAGGUGUGCGGCGUUGGAGCGGGCCGGGCCGGCGCCGGGGAUGCGCGCGGCCGGCGCCGAUCUCGCGGCCGCCGCCGGGAGCAGCGGCGGCCGUCUGUGUGUUUGUCUGCGCAAGUGUGUGUGUGUGGUGUCUCAGUGUGUCGACUGACUGUAGCGUACCGUAGCGCAGCGAGCCGGGCCGCGUCCUUUUCGCCUUCAGCUGUUUCUCGGUCUCCUCUCUGUCUGUCUGGGGUCGUCUGUGCUGCUUGUUGACCGCGUGCCGGUGCGGUCGCGUGGCGCUGUUCACUGUCGCUUGCGCGCGGGCGCUGCCGCCGCGUGGCUUUUCAUGUGAUAUGUAAGUGAUAGCGGCAGUCGUGCGGCGGCCGCCCCGCCGCCAGAGGCCGACUGUAGAGAAUAGAGGGGCCGCGCCGCCGGGUGGCUCGACACACACACACACAUACACACCAAAUUGCCGUGACGCUGUUGACAUUCCUGGCCGGCGCGCCUGUGCCAAGCGUCCGGCCGGCCGGCAGCACUCCGGCCGGCCGGCCCGCUCAGCGGCGCGCUAGCAGCGGGCGAGGUGCGAUAUGUCUGUGCAAUUCGGGAACGUUGUGAUACGCGUGCAUAUUUAGAGCAGAUCACACACUGAGCGAGAGAGUUGUAGCGCGUAGGAGGCAUCGGGAGGCCGGGUGCGGCCGGCGGCUGUCAUUGUUAUAAGCUCAUCCGUGUAGUUGUACAAGGCGGCGUGCCCGCUGGCGUUUUACCGGCCCGGAGCUCACUGGACAGGAGCGGUCACCGAGCGGCGUCGCACAGACUGCCCGUGAGCUGCGCACGCCGGACGCGCUCUGAAAGACACCGGCGCGGCGACGGUGCCCGACGGGCGGCGCAGCCGGCCGUUCCGAUGUGUUGCUGUUGACUGUGUGCCCGUGCCGUGUCCAGAUCGGCGGCCCGGGCGCGCCGCUGUCUUAGUGUUAAGCACCGCACUACACCGUUUAAGUAAGACUAUUUUAAGUGUAUGUGCUGGUGUGUCGCUUGACGUACUUUGAAUAUGCAUAUAAUCAAAACAAAAAAAUCACGGCGACUAUUUUUGACUGUCUGUGUGUGAGUGGGUGAGAGGGCGCGCGAGUGUGCCGGCGCACCACGUGUGUGCCGCGCGCCCGUCGCUCGCUCGGUGUCCGCGCGCUCGCGCAGUGUGUGCGUGUGUCCGUGUGCGUGUCGCACCGCCGCUUUCCGCACCGCUCCGCUUGUGUUUUUGAGCCGUAUUCGGAAUCAUUGGCCAUAAUACACCGGCUGGUGUGUGUC